Molecule: messenger RNA, 3070 nt
Organism: Amphibalanus amphitrite
Lineage: Eukaryota; Metazoa; Arthropoda; Thecostraca; Balanomorpha; Balanidae
Product: beta-ureidopropionase-like
Exons: 7
Coding region: 442-1602 (386 amino acids)
Molecular function (GO): beta-ureidopropionase activity
Source: RefSeq, a predicted model, not a curated record
GUGCACUUGCAUUAUAAAAGAAAUACUUCGUGACUUGUGGAGGCUCGUAAGCAGCAAAAAACGAAUAAACCAUCUGAGAAAGUGUCAGUGCGGUUUUAUUUUGUUCCACGGGCAUUUCAAUUUUGAUGGAAACAGUCAACGCGUGAACGUUAAAUUUUAUAUUUUUUCCUAUCAUGCAUCUGUUUUAAAGACCCUUCAAAGAUUGUCUCUCUGAAAUUUGCAAUGCAAAUAGAAAUCAAAGCAUUUUAUAAUUUAUUUUGUUUGGUUGCCACAAAUGAUGAUCACUUGCCUUUAUUUUUUCUAUGAGAAAUAAUUGAAUAAUAAACCUAUGGAACCACUGGCAUGUUUUCCACUUUAUUGUUUAAUAAGUGCAGAUUGUAUUUUGCAUGGUUGGUUAAGUUGAUAUGCACAGCAUGAAAAGUAGAUCAUACAUUUGUCAACAUGGGUGAUGUCAUCAAGAGUGUUGAAGAUGUUUUGAACAACAGAUUGGAGGGAAAUGAGCUCUCAGAGGUGAAAAGGAUCUUGUAUGGAAAAGACCUUGAGAAGCUGGAUCUGCCAACUGAAGCCAGGGCGGAGGCGGAGAAGGGCUCGUUCGAGCUGGCCGGCUACCGGUUCACCGCCCUGACGGAGUCGACCCGGCCGCCCCGCGUGGUGCGAGCUGCCGUGAUCCAGAAUCAGAUCGUGCUGCCGACCACGGCGCCGGUGGCCGACCAGCGGCAGGCCAUCUGGAACCGGGUGGCCGAGAUGAUAGCCACGGCUGCCCGCUGCCGGGUCAACGUCAUCUGUCUACAGGAGGCCUGGACCAUGCCGUUCGCGUUCUGCACCCGCGAGAAGCAGCCUUGGUGCGAGUUCGCCGAGAGUGCCGAAGAUGGACCGACCACGCACUUUUUGCAAGAUCUGGCCUCCAAGCACAACAUGGUGAUCAUCUCGCCGAUCCUUGAACGUGACGAAGCGCACGGCGACGUUCUGUGGAAUACGGCCGUCAUCAUCUCCAACCACGGCCACGUCAUCGGCAAGUCGCGCAAGAACCACAUCCCGCGCGUGGGCGACUUCAACGAGUCUACCUACUACAUGGAGAGCAACCUGGGACACCCCGUGUUUCAGACGGAGUUUGGUAAGAUCGGCGUCAACAUCUGCUAUGGCCGUCACAUGCCGCAAAACUGGAUGGCCUACGGUCUGAACGGCGCCGAGCUGGUGUUUAACCCUUCCGCCACCGUCGGAACGCUCAGCGAGCCCAUGUGGGGCAUCGAGGCGCGCAACGCCGCCAUCGCAAACUCCUACUUCACCUUCGCCAUCAACCGGGUCGGCACCGAGACAUUCCCCAACGAGUUCACCUCGGCCGACGGACGGCCGGCGCACCGCGACUUUGGCCACUUUUACGGCUCGAGCUACGUGGCGGCUCCGGACGCGAGCCGUACGCCGGGUCUGUCGCGCCUCUCGGACGGUCUGCUGGUGGCCGAGCUCGACCUGAACCUGUGCCGCCAGGUGCGCGACAGGUGGGGUCUGCGCAUGAACCAGCGGCUGGAGCUGUACGCUGACACGCUGGCUCGCGCCGCCAACCCCGACUUCCAGCCUCAGGUGGUGUAUGACUACUCCGGUUAGGUGGGGCUGUCCACUCCACCGACCCGACCGACUGACGAGGGACUCCGGACCAGCACUUCGAACUCGGACUCUGAACUGGAUACGCGGAUAGGUGUAUGACGCCACGGCGCACGGCUGUUUGCUGCCUCUGAGACUGCCAUUCAACUCGCAGAGAUUGCUUCCAGGCCUGCCACUCAUGUCACAGCUAGACCGGUGCGCGUUCAGUGGGCUCAUAGACGGCAGUUAUUUUACGCUCAUUCAGCCUAGAUUCAAGAUGGGUAUGUAUGGGGAAGAUAUGAGGUAAGGGGUUGGAUAAGGAAACAGAGGCCCUACAAAAAUACCCCAGCUUUGUGGCCGGCCAUGCGACGCGUGCAGUGUAGUGAAAACGAAAGAUCUGAUGUUAUUUCCAGUUGUCAAGGAGCGGAAUGUAUGCAUUUUAUGACAGUGUCAACUUUUGACUUUCCAGCAUGGCAUUAGCAUAACAAUACGCCAUUGUUAAAAUGUUAUGAGGAGAUUCUCCAUCUAGAUGAGUCUCUAGCAGUUUAGCUCAAUAACCACUCGAGGGAUAUUUGUCCUUAGCUUGUAUUUUGUACACUGAAUGAGCCCAUUCCGAGGGUCAAGGGCAUUCAGAACAACUAUCUCGCUCGAGAGCGUCAGCGAACUGAUAACGAGGACGUACGAUAUUGGGACCAAAACUGUAAAUGGCCAUGACAGUGGUUUUCUCAGUUGACUAGAUGUGAUGUGCCAUGAAAUAUGACCCGCUAUCUGAUGUGAGAUGUUACCUGGAUCAUAUCCCGUAACUGCGAGGCAGGAUAGGGCUUACAGCUCGUUCGUUUUGUCGGUUUAGUGUGGGUAGAUCAGGUGGGAGCUUCCUGGUAUAACCAAUAACCAUGCAUGCGGUGUACUUUUCUAUACUGUGCAUGCCUCGGGGAUUGCUGCGACUAAUAAUGGGACCUGUUUGAAUUGAAAUGUGAUGCGAAAUUGGGUAGUCUACAAGCUCAAGUUGAAGCGUCCUUGCUGGAAUUACGUGCCAUCUUUGCUAAAGAGAUCUUGAUGCGUGAAAUCAAAUGUCAACUUAGGACAAAUCGUGCUAGCCACGCUUACCGAGAUAUUCCGAUGUGAUAUUUCGAGGCUCAACGAUCUGAAGUUUUCCUACAUUCAUGUUGAUUGGUCGUGGGUAGGACAUGAGGUGAUAGGUCGCGAUCUUUCAGCAACUUUUGUAUCAACUGUAGUGCUGAAUUAUCCAGAAAGGUCCUGGAUGCUCUAUGCAAGUGGGUAUAUAUUCGUAUAUUAAAGGCAUUUAUUAUACUUUAUUAUAUUUGCUAUUAUCCGAGAAUGUUUACUGAUGCAGCGGUAUUAUAACGUGCAAUGAUGUGCGCAAUGAUGCAUGUGUGCAAGCGAUUCAUGAGUUUCAUAAUAGUGUACCAUAUGGCUGUUACACUUCAUUCUGCUCAUGAACUUGUAGAAAUAAAUAGAACAAUGCAAGCAA